Molecule: messenger RNA, 2359 nt
Organism: Panicum hallii
Lineage: Eukaryota; Viridiplantae; Streptophyta; Magnoliopsida; Poales; Poaceae
Product: protein KINESIN LIGHT CHAIN-RELATED 1
Exons: 3
Coding region: 244-2052 (602 amino acids)
Molecular function (GO): protein binding
Source: RefSeq, a predicted model, not a curated record
CGCGCAGCUGCAGCCGGCAGCAGCUCUAGCAUCUACCCUCUGCCCUCUGGCCUGCAGGGACAUCUGCUAGUCUUCCCUUGCAAGCAAGCAACGGCAAGGGGCAGCCACCGCUCUUCCUGCCCUUCCCCGAAUGGUAUCGAGCUCCCGUCGUCGCCAACGCUAGCGCGAGCCACCCACACCCAGACCGACUCCUCCCCAACACCUAGCUAAGCUACCUCCACCUCGCCACCAACUCCGCCCGCCAUGCCGGGCCUCGCCGCCAGCGACAACUCGCCCCCGGCGGCGGCCCCGCCGCCGCGCCGCCUCUCGUCGCCACUGCCGCGGAGGGCGCCGCCGUCGCCGUCCCCGUCCACCUCCUCGCGCGCCAAGCCCAGGAAGCCGCCCGCCGCGCCGGCCGAGGCGGACGAGUCGCUCGACAACCCGGAUCUGGGGCCCUUCCUCCUCAAGCAGGCGCGCGACGCCAUGGUCUCCGGGGAGGGCGGCGGCGCCGCGCGCGCGCUCGAGUUCGCCGAGCGCGCCGCCCGGGCGCUCGAGCGCCGCGGGGAGGGCUCCGAGCUCGAGCUCGCCAUGAGCCUCCACGUCGCAGCCGCCAUCCACUGCGGCCUGGGCCGCCACGCCGACGCGAUCCCCGUCCUCGAGCGCGCCGUCGCCGUCGUCACGCCGCCACCACCGCCCGCCGAGGGCGAGGGCGAGGCGGCCGGCGAGAACCACCAGCAGCAGCCUCAGCCCGAGGCCGACCAGAGGGGCGAGGAGUGGUCCCUCGCCGCCUUCUCCGGCUGGAUGCAGCUCGGCGACACGCACGCCAUGCUCGGCCGCAUGGACGAGUCCAUCGCCUGCUACGGCAAGGGGCUCGAGAUCCAGAUGGCCGCGCUCGGCGACCGCGAUCCCCGCGUCGCCGAGACCUGCAGGUACUUGGCGGAAGCACAUGUGCAAGCUCUGCAAUUCGACGAUGCAGAGAAGCUCUGCCGCAAGGCCCUCGAGAUCCACCGGGAGCACAGCGCUCCGGCAUCGCUCGAGGAGGCCUCGGACCGACGCCUGAUGGCCCUCAUCCUUGAUGCCAAGGGUGACUACGACGGUGCUCUUGAGCACCUCGUGCUUGCCUCAAUGACCAUGGUUGCCAACGGGCGUGAUAUCGAGGUGGCCACAAUUGAUGUCUCGAUAGGCAACACCUAUCUAGCCCUUGCUCGCUUCGAUGAGGCCGUCUUCUCCUACCAGAAGGCGUUGACUGUUCUCAAAUCAGCUCGUGGCGAUGACCAUCCUACGGUUGCAUCAGUCUAUGUCCGCCUUGCUGACCUCUACCACCGCACAGGCAGGCUCCGUGAGUCCAAAUCCUACUGUGAGAAUGCCCUGCGUGUCUAUGCCAAGCCCGCGCCUGGUGCUGCCCCUGAUGAGAUUGCCGGAGGCUUGAUGGAGAUUGCUGCCAUCUAUGAGGCACUUGGCGAUCUCGAUGAGGCCCUAAAGCUUCUUCAAAGAGCACUUAAGCUGCUAGAGGACUCACCAGGCCAGUGGAGCACUGUUGCUGGCAUUGAGGCACAGAUGGGUGUUCUGUACUACAUGAUAGGGAGGUAUGCAGAUUCCAGGAACUCAUUCGAGAGUGCGGUUGGCAAGUUGAGGGCCAGCGGUGAAAGGAAGUCGGCAUUUUUCGGUGUGCUGUUGAACCAGAUGGGGCUAGCUUGCGUGCAACUGUUCAAGAUAGAUGAGGCUGCACAGUUGUUUGAAGAGGCAAGGACAGUUCUGGAGCAGGAGUGUGGCGCUACGCAUCCAGAUACUCUUGGUGUAUACAGCAACCUUGCGGCAAUCUAUGAUGCCAUGGGAAGAGUGGAGGAUGCCAUUGAGAUCCUGGAGCACGUCCUGAAGGUGAGGGAGGAGAAGCUGGGCACAGCGAACCCCGACGUGGAGGACGAGAAGAAGCGGCUGGCGGAGCUCCUGAAGGAGGCGGGGCGGUCCCGGAACCGGAAGCAGAAAUCGCUGGAGAACCUGUUCGGCACCAACUCACAGCGGGCGAAGAAGGAGGCCGGGAGGAGGUGGUCCAACUUCGGGUUCAGGAGCUGAGGAGCUCCAUGGCGGUGGCCUUUGUAACAUAAAAGGGGGCGGGCAGGGGGAGGAAAGAAAAGCGCGUGUAAAGAUGUUGCCGUAGGUUCAUUAUUAGGAAGAUGAUGAUGAUGGUUGUGUUUGCCACAUGUGUUGUUGUGUGUGUUUACUUGCAUUAUGGGAAGGGAAACUGUCUGGGGUUAUUAUUACUACUGUUUUUUUUUCACAGGUAUUGUUGACUGGGUGCUGUUGUACCCUGAGAAGAGAAUUUUGUUUCUGGUGGUGGUGGGUGGUGAAUACCUGUGAUUUGUUUGUUACUGCUCCUACA